AUGGCUCUGCGACAGACGUGCUGGCAAAGGCUAUGCAGUAACCCGCCGGCGUCUUCUUUCGCAAAUCACUUCUGGCACUGCUUCGCUGCGGUACUGCUUCUCGCCGCGGCGAGCAGCACGAUCGGCGUGAGGCCUGUAUCUGCAGAUUUCUCCCAGCCCAUCGGCGUGUGCUGGGGCCGCAACUCGUGGCAGCAGAUGCCGCCUAAAGCCGUCGUGAAGCUGCUUCAAGACAACGGCAUCAAGCGGCUGAAGCUGUUCGGCGCUGACGUGGACAUUCUGCGCGCGCUGGUGGGCACGGAUAUCGAGGUGGCGGUGAUGCUGCAGAACGAGUACCUCAAUCUCGUCGCCGGCUCGCAGAAGGAAGCUGCCAAGUGGCUCAGCAACAACGUGUCGCCUUUCGUCUUUCCUAAGGGGGCCAACAUCAGGGAGAUAGCCGUGGGAAACGAGCCGUUCCUGCAGGGCUACCAGGGCAUGUACGAGUCAGCCGUGGUGCCAGCAAUGCGAAACAUGUACAGUGCGUUACAGGACGCCAAACUAGACGACAAAAUCAAGCUCACUGUGCCUCUUAACGCGGAUAUUUUGGGAAGCUCCUACCCGCCGUCCUCGGGCGAGGUUCGGGAGGAUUUUGGAGGAUAUUACUGCGAUUGCAGAUAUUUUGAAACAGUCGGGUGGAACGUUCUCGAUAAACAUCUACCCCCUGGCGGGCAGGCGUGGCAGUUCAAGGACCCGAAGAGCGGGCUGAAAUACGACAACAUUUUCGAUGGGGCGUUUGAUGCGGUGGUGGCCGCUCUGGAGAAGAUUGGUUAUGGCGAUCUGCCGAUCGAGAUCGGCGAGAUUGGGUGGCCAUCCGACGGUCAGGGUGACAUGAGGGGCUACGCCACAGUGGAUAACGCCUACCGCUUUAACCAGGCAAUUCUAGCCCACAUGCUGUCAGGACGAGGCACGCCAGCCCGCCCAAAUCAGAUCUUGAGUGGGUAUCUUUUUGCACUUACAGACGAAGACCGGAAGAUUACUCUCGCUGGCCCGUUUGAGAGGCACUGGGGGAUUUUCCGCUCGGACGGGACCCCGAAAUACCCGUUGGAUUUAACGGGCGGCGGGAAGAAUGUCACCCUGAAGAGUGCAACGGGGAUUGUGUUGUAUCCUGGGCGAUGGUGUGUGGCCAAAGAAGGUGCAGACCCGCAGAAAUUGGCAGAUGCGGUGACGUACGCGUGUGGGGAUACGAAGCCUUCGGAUUGCACGCCUGCACAGGUUGGGGGGUCGUGUUACUUUAAUGGCAGCACUUCAAAGGUUGCGACCUAUGCGUUCAAUAGCUAUUUCCAGCUGAAUAACCAGUCGGGUGGGGCUUGUGACUUUAAGGGGGUUGCUGAAGUGGUGCAGAGCAAUCCAACCCAGGAGCAGUGUAGGUAUUUAUUGGGUAUCGAUCAAGCGGCCUCUAAGGCUGCUGGGAUAGGAAUGGGCAUGGGAUUUUGGUACCCUCAUAUUGUUAUUAUUAUUGUAGAGGCACAUGGACAACCCUAA
Molecule: messenger RNA, 1518 nt
Organism: Closterium sp. Yama58-4
Lineage: Eukaryota; Viridiplantae; Streptophyta; Zygnematophyceae; Desmidiales; Closteriaceae
Source: the annotation of a GenBank genome assembly